Molecule: messenger RNA, 2905 nt
Organism: Colossoma macropomum (tambaqui)
Lineage: Eukaryota; Metazoa; Chordata; Actinopteri; Characiformes; Serrasalmidae
Gene: txlnba
Product: taxilin beta a
Exons: 10
Coding region: 23-2638 (871 amino acids)
Molecular function (GO): syntaxin binding
Source: RefSeq, a predicted model, not a curated record
GAUAAGCCUUGCUGGAAAGAUCAUGACAGGCCAGUUCUCCCAGACCUCUCCAUUGGCCGGCGUUGGAUUCCAGAGGAAGGUUAUUUUGAGGGUCUUGUCUGUCACAGCUGUUGUCUCAGGCACCAGAGUGCUGCUGGGUCCCCUUCAGCCCUCUCUUUCUUUCCACUGCUCGUGUGGACUAACAGCUCCAUUAUACUCCACACAUUGGCAGAUGAUGGAGAGCAGUUCGGUUGAUGCCAGUGACCAGGUCAAUGGUGAGGAGGAGCAGCCCGUGGACCCAAUCGAGGACUUCGGCAGGCAGCUCGAGGACAUCAUCAACACAUAUGGCUCAGCUUCCAGCCUGAUGGAGGAGCAGAUCGCCAUCCUGGAGAACGAGGACGAGAAGCUGGAUGAAGAAGUCGGACCUGAGGAAGUGGCCACCAGUGCGGAGGCCAGCGGGAGCCCAGAGGAGGAGCCAUCAGCUGAGAAAGUUCUCAAAGGUCUUGGUAAGGAGGCUUCGCUCCUGCUGCAGAACCUCAACAAGCUCAGCUCAGCCGAGGAGAAAGUGGAGACAGUGCUGAAGAAGUACGCCGAGCUGUUGCAGGAGCAGAGGGGGGAGCAGCGGCAGCUGAAGUUCCUGCAGAGGAGGGAGGAUCUCUUGGUCAAGCAGAGAGACCAGCUCCAGUUUGAGCACAGCCGCGCCAUUCUGGCCCGCAGCAAGCUGGAGACCCUGUGCCGCGAGCUUCAGAGACACAACAGGACCCUGAAGGAGCACUUGCUGCAGAGGUGUCGUGAGGAUGAGAAGAAGCGUAUAGAGAUCACCACUCAUUUCCAGAGCACGCUGGUGGACAUUCAGGCCCAGAUCGAGCACCACAGCAACCGCAACAACAAACUGUGCCAGGAGAACAGUGAGCUGGCCGACAAACUCAAGGCCAUCAUCGAGCAGUACGAGCAGAGAGAGGAGAGUUUGGAGAAGAUAUUCAAACAGAGGGAUCUGCAGCAGAAACUGGCAGACGCCAAACUGGAAGAAGCGAACCUGCGGCUGAAGGAAGCUGAGGAAAAGCACAAUAGAGAGAAGGAAUAUUUGCUUAAAGAAGCAAUUGACAAAACAAAGAAAUGCUACACAAUGAAGCAGCAGGAGUUACAGAUGAAGAAGCAGCUUGUGUUGUACUCGCAGAAGUUCGACGAGUUCCAGGCUACACUGGCCAAGAGCAACGAAGUUUAUGUUACUUUCAAACAUGAGAUGGACAAGAUGACCAAGAAAAUGAAGAAACUGGAGAAGGAGUCAAAUACAUGGAAGAUACGCUUUGAAAGCUGCAGCAAAGCCCUUACUGAAAUGAUUGAGGAGAGAUCUGAGAAGGGCAAAGAGCUCGAGCUGUUCACCUUGAAGAUUGCAAAGCUGGAGACGUUGUGCCGAGCGCUGCAGGAGGAGAGGAAAGUCCUAUACGACAAGAUCAAAGAGAUCCGCUUGCAGGGCUUUGCAGCCUCAGCACCAGUGAAGGGCACAGAAGAGGAGCUCCCAGAGCUGAACCAGCUGCCAGAGCCAGAGGUGGCAAGCAACCCCGCCCUAACUGCUGAGAUGGAGAAGCUGUGGAAGGAGCAGGCCCGGCUGGAGGAGUUUGCAGCCUCCCUCAUGGCCUCCACUGCAGACGACAUGGAGGAUUCCGACGAUGAAGAGGAAUCAUCUCAGCCUAAACCAGAGGCUUCCUCUGUUGCCGUGUCAGGCGAACCACAAGCACUGAAGUUAACAUCCACAGUUGAAGAACCUUCCAGUUUGGAAGAAGACAAGAAAGAGGUAGUCAGUGAAGAGGCCAGUAAAUCAUCUGCAGUUCCUGAGCCAAUCAAAAAUGAGGCAAGUCAGUCUGAGGUCAAGCAAGAGCCAAGCCAACAAGCAGAGUCACCAAAAGAGGAACCACCCAAAGAAGAAGCUGCAGAAGUAGAGCCAGUCAAGCAGGACGCGCCCAAGGAAAAAUCCAGCAAGCCAAAACCUGUUCGGCAAAAAGAGGUGAGAUUCAAAGAAGUGGAAACAGAGGCCCCCAAAGUGGAGUCUACCAAAGAAGAAGUCAAUACAACACAAGAAGACCCCAAAGCAGAGGCUACCAAAGAAGUCGGUACAACACAAGAAGACCCCAAAGUAGAGUCUACCAAAAAAGAAGUCAGUACAACACAAGGAGACCCCAAAGUAGAGUCUACCAAAGAAGUCAGUACAACACAGCAAGACCCCAAAGUAGAGUCUACCAAAGAAGAAGUCAGUAUAACACAGCAAGACCCCAAAGUAGAGUCUACCAAAGAAAAAGUCAAUACUACACAAGAAGACCCCAAACAGGAGCCUGCUAAAGAAGCAAGUUCAACCAAACCAACCAAAGAAGCUAUCAAAGAAGAAUCGAGCACAGCAGAGCCCCCCAAAGUGAAGCCUCCCAAUGCAGAAGCAGAAACAGCAGACGCCCCCAAGGUAGAGCCAAUCAAAGAAGAACCCAGCACAUCUGAACCCGUGAAAGCACAACCAGAACCAGCUGAGGCUGCAGCACCCAAAACAGAGGAAGCCAAACCACAAACCUCCAAAGGCCAAGAAGCCAAGCCAAAGCCCAGCAAAGCCCAGCCCAAAAAACAAGGCGCCUCUAAGAAGAAAGGUGCAGCUAAGGGGGCGAAGAAAAGCUGAGGAGAUUAACAUAAAGUAAUUGGCUGCCACAGUUUCACUGAAAAUGUUCUCUCUUUCGUCCUUAAUUUUGGCUUUUGUGUGUUUGGAUAAGUGCAGUGCUGUGUGAGUUUUGGGUUAUAUAUAUUAAACGUAUCUAACCUUUCCUACUAAUUUAAGAACAGCCCCUUGGUAAGCUUUUUAUAGCUCUCUAAGUGCGAUUCAUACUUUUUUCAUCCUGUAAUACGUUUCUCUACUCGUAAAUAAAGAUGACAUUCUGUUGAUAAAAAA